Silurus meridionalis is the source of this 2344-nucleotide messenger RNA. RefSeq lists its product as uncharacterized. The record is from RefSeq and is a predicted model, not a curated record. Gene Ontology annotation, biological process: immune response. The coding region runs from base 243 to 848 and encodes 201 amino acids. Gene Ontology annotation, molecular function: tumor necrosis factor receptor binding. Lineage: Eukaryota; Metazoa; Chordata; Actinopteri; Siluriformes; Siluridae. The transcript has 4 exons. Gene Ontology annotation, cellular component: membrane.
CUCAUGCUUGAAACCUCAGAUCGCAGGUUCUUUUCCCAGUAUGAGUGGAGGCGCCAGUGUGGUAGUGUGCGUUCUGUGUGUCAUAACUGCCGCCCCCGCACAUCUUAAGUCUCAGCCACAGAGAGGGAGAGUGGAGGGGAGUGAAAGGCCGAUUGGAUGCGUGGGAGAUCCCCUUAACUUUGUAUUUGAUCAGAUGUAGACGCACGCUGCGCUUCCAGUCUGUGCUGCGGAGGGGAGAGAGGAUGGCGCACGCGGCCAGAGCGCACGUUACCUGGAUUUCCGCAGUGAUCAUGGUAGCUGUCACUGUCUCCUGUGUAACCUGGAUCAUUGCGUCCCGGGAAACAAAACCCUCAGGACAAGUUAUUAACGGUACAGCAGUGUGGGAAAUCCUCAAAAAUCCAUCUUCCACUGCACAUUGUCUCUGUAAAGUGAGUAACAACUCUGCAACAGAUGAUCAUCUGAUCCUGGUGAAGGAGUGGUGUGAAAAGAAUUUCUCCCUGGAUGAAAACAAGAUGUGGAUAACAGUGGAGCAGACGGGUGUUUAUCUGGUCUAUGUACAGCUGACAUACAGUCUUAAAAAUGAUGGAAAGAGCUCUAGUGUAGACCUCAGCUUUUACGUGGAUUUCAGAUAUCCUGAAGGUCAAGAGGACUACAGUGGUUCCUUUGACACAAGGCCACUCAGCGAGACGGAGCAAGAUGCCCAUCUCUCGUCCUUCUUCCUGUUACACAUCAAGGCUAAGAACAGCCUCGCCAUAAAGACACAUCAAAAGGAGAGGAUUAAGUAUAAUGAUGUGCAGCCAUUCUCAAGUUACAUCACCAUCAUUCGCUACACUGACUGGUCAGGCUGAUCAGGGAGAAACAAGCAACUUCCCACGAGUUCGUACAUAUGCUCAAUGUCUUUGUCAGCUAUUUUCCUUCUUCUUACUUAAAUCACAAACUGAAGGCGUUUUUUUUUUUUUUUUUUUCUGUUAUGAUGUCAAAAUGAUGACCAAAGGCAUCAGAGGCUUCCACGAAGUAAAAUUGAGAAAUGUUAAACCACAGGAAGAAAUAUGACAACUCAACAAUUUUGGGAUGUUUGCGUAGGGAGGUGCAAUAUUUAUCUCCAUAAUUUUUCUUUGUUUUGUUUUUUCCCCCCUCCCCCUUUGUUGCAUAAUGUUCCCGACUCAUGAUUUUCUGAGAAGCAUGACACAUUUUCCGCCCAUUAGAGACAAAAGUGAUUUUCACUUUGUUUCGGGUUCGUUAUGACUCAUUUGAGAAAAGCAUCAUGCCUGUUUCCUCAUUUCUCGGUUUGACGAAAUGAGCACACACAAAUUAAAGUCACUUCCACUCGCUGCUGCAGUUGUUGCUUCGCUGUGUUUGUGAAACGAGGGAUCUUUUUUUUUCAUGGAGGAUGGUAUUUCUGUGAAAUUCCAUUUCUUGUUCUUGCCAUUAUUUUGAAAACAUGCACAAGUGACGUGGCUGAAUGUGAUGCUUUAAAAUGUGUUUUUGAGGAGCAUCCUGUUGUAAAAAUUCAAAAUGUGCACCAACAAUCUGGAGAAAUCCCCCAUACCAUGUGAUAGUUUAGCAGUAUGUGAUGACAACGAUCACAUAUUCCUCUGUGUUUAUUUGUUUGUUUGUUUGGUUGGUUGGUUAGUUUAGUUUAGUUCCCCCCCCACACACCCCACAUGGAGCAUCACAUAAUAAUAACCUCAUUAUAUUAUAAUUUAAAUACAAAAAUCAAACCAAGCAAUUCUUUUAGCAUAAUGGUUUUUUCUAUUGCUCAGGAAAAAUGUAAAUACAUCCAUUUUGUCUUAACACUUAAUAUAUAAACUGCUAAUGCAGAGUUAAAAUCUGAUAUCCUUUUUUCCUGAUGAGAAAUUUUUUUUGGUAAAGGUUUUUUGAGGGUAUGUCAUACCAUAACACACUAAUUUAACAGCCAUAAAGCUGGAACUAGUUGCAUUGUGACAAUCAAUAUUAGAAUACAAGUCAUGUAUAUUCUAAGUUGUUUGUAAUAGGCUCAGGAUUAAGUUUAAUAUUCUUGAGUUCCUGAUUGGACAAAGGAUUAAACUUCUUACAUUUUUACAAGAAUUGUUACAUGACACACAAAAUCAAUUUCCAGGUUCAGGGUUUGUUAUGAGUCAGCUGAAAAAAAAAGCAUUCCACGUCUUUAACCUCAGAUACAUUUAGGGCUGCUGAUCAGAAUUCUAAAAACGUGUAAGAAAUUCCAAAUUGUUAUACCGUGUUUUUUUCAUUGUUGUUGUUGUUGUUAUUUCUUGUUUUUUGUUUCUUGUUUCUUGCAGUAAAGCUGUCUAGGAUAUGAGAAGUGAGAAAGGCUAUGUAAAAAUUUAAUGUUAUCCAUUAUUAA